Postia placenta MAD-698-R-SB12 is the source of this 774-nucleotide messenger RNA. RefSeq lists its product as hypothetical. Gene Ontology annotation, molecular function: hydrolase activity, acting on halide bonds, in C-halide compounds. The record is from RefSeq and is a predicted model, not a curated record. The coding region runs from base 1 to 774 and encodes 257 amino acids. NCBI's taxonomy places the organism in Eukaryota, Fungi, Basidiomycota, Agaricomycetes, Polyporales, Adustoporiaceae. The transcript has 7 exons.
AUGUCGGCGGUCUCUGCGGCUGAUGCUGAGAAUCCACUCAAGGGCGUCGAGGCGUUCGUGUUCGACGUCUGGGGGACGGUCGUGGACUGGCGCAAGGGCGUCGCGGAGCACCUCCGCGCGUUCUUCGACGGGAAGCUCGACGAAGACUGGGACAGCUUCACCGCCGAGUGGAGGGAGAACUACUACCAGCAGACGUUCUCUAUCGCUGCUGGAGGUGCGGGCUCGAUCAACGUCGAUGUCAUGCACCGCGGGAUCCUUGAUAAGAUGCUCGCGUCCCCACGCUGGGAGCACGUCGCGCCGCAUCUCGACGAGAGCGCGCGGCACGAGCUCGUGCUCUUCUGGCACCGCGUCCCCGGCUGGCCGGACACGGUUGAGGGUCUGUACGGCAUGAAGAAGCACGCGAUCAUCGGGACGCUCUCGAACGGGAGCAUCCGCACGCUCGUCGAUAUGGCAAAGUACGCGGAGCUCCCGUGGGACGUCCUCUUCUCGUCCGAGCUGCUGGGGUCGUACAAACCGAACCCGAAGAUGUACCUCGGCGCGCUGACCCACCUCAACCUGCAGCCGCACCAGUGCGCCAUGGUCGCCGCGCACAUCUACGACCUGCGCGCGGCCGCGACCCACGGCAUGAAGGCCGUGUUCGUGCGCCGCCCGCGCGAGCCAAACGCGCCGGACGACAUACGCCCCAAGAGCGAGGGCGGCGAGGUCGACGUGUACGUCGAGUCCUUCGUCGAGAUCGCUAACCUGUUGGCGGAGGCGAAGGGCGCGCCCGCGUGA